Piliocolobus tephrosceles (Ugandan red Colobus) is the source of this 453-nucleotide messenger RNA. RefSeq names its product centromere protein J-like. The coding region runs from base 1 to 453 and encodes 150 amino acids. NCBI's taxonomy places the organism in Eukaryota, Metazoa, Chordata, Mammalia, Primates, Cercopithecidae. The transcript is spliced from 3 exons. The record is from RefSeq and is a predicted model, not a curated record.
AUGAUGCUUGCCGUCUCGGAGCUCCGUGUGGUGCUGGCUGCCGCUGGCUUGUCUCUGCUGGUACUUCCUCAUGAAAAAUUCUACCCUGAUGGCUCCAAAGAAAUUGUGUUUCCUGCCGGGACAGUGAAACAUCUCAAGGAUGGACAGGAAGAGACCUUAUUUCCUGAUGGGACAAUCGUAAGGGUGGAAAGGAAUGGCAACAAAACCAUUGUGCUCACCAACGGGCAGAAAGAAAUCCACAUGACCCAGUUCAAGAGGAGGGAGUACCCAGAUGGCACCGUAAAGACUGUGAAUUGCAGCGGCUGUCAGGAAACCAAGUACAUCUCCGGGAGGGUUAAGAUCAAAGAUGAAGCUGGAAACAUCGUCCUGGGCAAGAAGCAGAUGAGCCUGCAACACGCAGCGUCACAUGGGAAAUGCCAAUUGCAGUUUUUUGCUAAAACAGACAAAAACUAA